AUGGGCCACGAGAUCAGGGUCCACGUCCAGGAGAAGCAGAAGGAGGUUCUGGGGAGCGCGGACCCGUACAGCUGGGUUUUCGGCUCCGACAAGUUCGGGGCCUGGCACGAGGGCGUCACCCGGACCCUGUGGUGCCGUGGGGCUCCCGGAGCCGAGAAGCCGGUCCUGGCCGCUUCGGCGUAUGCCCACAUGGCCGAGCGACACAAGGGACAGAACGCGGCGGCCACGAUCGCCUUUUGCAGCUUCGAUAGCGCCGAGUCCCAGACGCCGCUGAACAUCAUGGGGUGCUUCCUCAGGCAGGCGCUGCAGGCCAGGGGCGUCGGCCUUCUAUCCGAAUGUCUUACCCUUGGCGAGCUGAAAAAGACAAGAGAUGGACUAUCAGGCAGUCUAGAUAAGACAUACGAAGAAGCGCUGCAUCGUCUGCAGCAGUCCCUCGGCGAGAAGAGGUGGAAGGCAGUCAGGAGGCUUCUGCACUGGGUAGCCUGGGCGGCGCGCCCUCUGGCUUGGUGGCUGCUCUUUGUUGACGACGAGAACCUCGUGCGCGUGAUCCAUCCGACGACAGAUGGCUUCCUCUCACAGAGGAGGCAUGUGCUCUUCCCCGACGGCGACACAAUGAUCGCGCACGCUUGCCUACACUACCUCCAAAUGAGCUGCAUCCAAGGCAGAGGGCGGAGGCUGCUGGGAGCCCCGUGGUCAGAGGGCAGCCUUAGAUACCGAGAGUUAUGCCUCGAGUAUCCUUUCCUCAAAUACGCAACCGCAUUCAUGGCGGUCCAUGUUCAGCGAAGCCCGCACGGGGACGCAGACAUGCGAGCAGCGGCAUUUCUGCUCUCGGAUGCGCGAAGGCUUCUCUCCCAGGGCUUGCUCUAUCUCAACCAGACCUGGGAGCUACAGGACGAUGGCACCGCCUCGCAUGUCACAGCACACCUAAGCUUUACAGAGGUCAUCUCGCAGCUGCUAGCAAAAGGCGAGCCCAUGGAUUCCCAGGACCGACUUGGAAGGACGCCCCUCAUGUGCGCUCUGGACUCGCCGCCAGAGUUUCGCGCGAACAGCGCGGCCACAGCAGAGUAUCUCCUAUCAGCCGGCGCGGAUGCGAGCGCGGUCUGUAAGCGUGGCUGGACGGCACUGGCCCGAGCUCUGAAGUGGCAGCAAGGUGAAAUCGUCGAGCGCUUGCUGCAGCUGCCCGGCGUGGGCAUCAACGCCACGCCAUGCGGCACAAUCCCGGCUCUUUCGUUCGCGGUCCGCGGGUCCAACAAGUCCGUUGUGCAGAAGAUGCUGGCCAGGCCCGACAUCGACGUCAACCUAGUGGACCCCUAUGAUGGCUUCACCGCGCUGCGCCACGCCAUUCUCGAGAAGGAUGUCGAGACCUUUGACAGCCUGGUGUCCAGAGAGGACAUUGCACUAGGCACUAUCGAUCUAUUUCGCGCCCGGACUCCACUGAUCCUCGCUGCCGACGCUGGGUUUGUCGAGGGAGUUGGGAGGCUCAUAGACAAGGGUGCUGAUAUCUAUCACUUGGGUUAUCAACAAGGCAAAGCCCUCAUGUGCGCUGCCAGCAGGGACUAUGCGGGUGUUGUCUGUCUUCUGAUCAGCCGCGGUGCCGGCAUACAUCGGCGCGACUGUCUCGGAAGGACCGUCCUACAUUCAGCCUCGGCCAACAACGCCUGGGCUGCACUCGAGGUUCUCUUGUCAAGUCGCGAUAUCGACAUCGACUGUCAAGGCGAGCAUGGAGAGACGGCCCUUCAUGACGCCUGCAAAUCCUCCGACGCGACGGGGGCGCGGAUACUGAUCGCGGCCGGGGCUCGAUGCGAUAUCCGAGACUCGCAAGGGCUGACGCCGCUGGAUAUCGCUGCCAGUAAUGGAGGAGGCGAGACAGCCGAGUCCCUCAAGGCGUCAAGCAUCUACAAGAACACGGUGCGAGACGGCACCAGCAAGUCCUUGUGUAAGGCGGUGAGGGUGGAUGCACUAGAGGCACUGUGCAGCAGAAUCGCGGCUGCCAACGUCGACGAGAUCAACACGGCCGACACGCCAUAUAGCGGCACGCCCCUGGCGGUCACCUGCGAGUUCGGCCGGCCCGACGUGGCCACAAUGCUACUAGACGCCGGGGCGGACCCGGACAAGGCCGACGCAACGAUCUCGUACCUCAAGGCCCUCGUCGUUCACCACCCCAAGGCCAAAGAGAACUGGUCGCUGCAUCGGGGUGGGCCUGUUCCCAUGGACUGGGCCGACGAGCAGAAUCCCAUCACCAUCUGUCAAUCGAGGAACGACGACUACUUCAAGACAUUCUCCCAGCACACCGCCGCUAUCGUCGAGGUGAAGCCGUUUCUACGGGCCCGGGGUGGUGCCGGAUCCUGGAUCCAGUGCUCCCACGGCAGGCCGUGUACUGAUCAGGUCAACUACCAAGUAUUCCUCCUAUUAAAAACGAUGGUUGUUUACCACUUUGCAGGUGUCCUCUGAAGCUACUAACAUGAGUAUCAAGGUCCUAAUAAUACUUGGGUUAAUGUUGAGGCUUAUAUCGCUUCUGGCCGUGGCAGUGGAUGGAAUCCAGACAAAAGUUUACAUAUUUGAACAGGAAGCAGGACUUGAUGAAAUUCCCCAUCGAGAGAAUGAGUGGCACUGUUAGUAAAAUAGGUGAUAAUAAUGAUAAUCGCUAAAAAUGUCGAAAAUAAAAUACAAAUCAUAGGAGUGGA
Molecule: messenger RNA, 2684 nt
Organism: Gaeumannomyces tritici R3-111a-1
Lineage: Eukaryota; Fungi; Ascomycota; Sordariomycetes; Magnaporthales; Magnaporthaceae
Exons: 4
Coding region: 1-2451 (816 amino acids)
Molecular function (GO): protein binding
Source: RefSeq, a predicted model, not a curated record